UUCCUCUCCCCGCCGGCGAUGGCGCCGCCCUUGCGGAGGUUGUCGGAGGAGGAGCGCGAGUGGCGGUGACCACACAAAGCUAAUAGUAGUCGGUCCAUCACAAAACUGCCUGCCUCUUCGCAUGCCAUGCCAUGCAACUGACUCCUUCACAGUCUCUCUCGACCAACCAGACUCAUCACUCAACAAACCUCCCGCUCCCUGCUGCCAACCCCCCCAAGAGUAUCGGCAGAUCGAGGCUAGCUUCCCGUCGAUCGACCGCCGGCCGCCAUGAUCUCGUGGCACGACCUGUACACGGUGCUUUGCGCGGUGGUGCCGCUGUACGUGGCGAUGGUCCUGGCGUACGGCUCCGUGCGGUGGUGGGGCGUGCUGACGCCGGACCAGUGCGCCGGCAUCAACCGCUUCGUCGCCGUCUUCGCCGUGCCGCUCCUCUCCUUCCACUGCAUCUCCACCAGCGACCCCUACGUGAUGAACCUCCGCUUCAUCGCCGCCGACACGCUGCAGAAGGUCCUCGUCCUCGCCGCGCUCGCCGUCUGGUCGUACCUCCCGACCGCGCGCCGCGGCGGCGCCGCCGCCGAUGCGGCGGCCGGCGGGACGAAUAAUAAGCGGGAGCCGUUGGACUGGUCCAUCACGCUCUUCUCCCUGUCCACGCUGCCCAACACGCUCAUCAUGGGGAUCCCGCUCCUGGUCGCCAUGUACGGGCAGUACUCGGGCGACCUCCUGGUGCAGGUGGUGGUGCUCCAGUGCAUCGUGUGGUACACCCUCCUGCUCGUCCUCUACGAGUUCCGCGCCGCGCGGGUGCUCAUCGCGGGGCAGUUCCCGGCCGGCACCGCGGCCGCGGCGUGCAUCAUCGCCGACGUGCGCGUGGACCCGGACGUGGUGUCGCUGGCCGGCAGCCAGGCGGAGGCGCAGGCCGAGGUGGCGCCCGACGGCAGGAUGCGCCUCGUCGUGCGCCGGUCCACGUCGGCGCCGUCACGGCGGUCCCUGGCGGCGGCCACCGCCGCGACGCCGCGGCCGUCCAACCUGACAGGCGUGGAGAUCUACUCGAUGAGCUCGUCGCGGAACGCCACCCCGAGAGGGUCCAGCGGCAUCGCGCACGCCGACAUAGGCUGGCCCGCCGCCGCGCCGCUGCACGGCGCGUCGUCGCUGCGCAUGUCGAGCUUCGGCGCGGCGGACCUCUUCUCCCUGCACCCGACGCCGCGGCCGUCUAGCUUCGACGAGCAAGCUGUGCGGGCAAGAUCGGCCGCCACGGUGGCGCCCAGCAACGACCCCAGGGACGUGCACAUGAUCGAGUGGAGCUCCGGCGCGUCCACGACGUCGGAGGUGCGCGGCUUGCCGGUGUUCCACGGCGGCGACCUCCACCGCGGCAUGGAUUCCCGCCGGCUGGUCCCCUCCGAGGUGCCUCCGAGAGCGAUGCGGCCGGGGGAGCGCGUCGUCACGGGCUUCCCGGCGGACGCCGCCGGGCAGGACGCGCUGACGAAGCUGGAGUCCGGGUCGACGGAGGAGGAGCGGAAGGACGACAAGGACGCCGGCGCCGGAGCGGGAGGGCAGCAAACGGCGGCGGCGGCACCGGCCGGCGUGAUGAUGCGGCUGAUCGUCACGAUGGUGUGGCGCCGGCUGAUCCGCAACCCAAACACGUACGCCAGCGUUGUCGGCCUCACUUGGUCGCUCAUCUCGUUCCGAUUCCACGUCGCAAUGCCAGUCCUAGUGAAGAACUCCAUCAGCAUACUCUCCGAUGCAGGGCUAGGGAUGGCCAUGUUUAGCUUAGGGCUGUUCAUGGCCACGCAGCCCAAGAUCAUUGCCUGCGGAAACAAAGUCGCGGCCAUCACCAUGGCAAUUCGCUUCCUCUUCGGCCCCGCCGUCAUGGCCGCCACGUCCGCCGCCAUCGGCCUCCGAGGCACGCUCCUGCGCGUCGCCAUUGUUCAGGCUGCUCUGCCGCAAGGAAUUGUGCCAUUUGUGUUCGGCAAGGAGUACAAUCUGCACGCCGCCAUUCUUUGCACCGGGGUGAUUUUUGGCAUGCUAAUCGCUCUUCCCAUCACCUUGGUCUACUAUAUUAUUCUCGGACUAUUGUGAAUGGUGUCCAAGCAAAAACGACCGUGCCAAAGCCAGAAGACAUGUCGCGAAUCUGGAUUGGAGGUUGUUCGCCCGGGGCGAACUUGUUCCGAACAGAGCCACUUCUCCCUCUCGUUUUUCCCUCCCGGCGCGCUGUGUCUAGUUGGAGUGAGUCGCUCCAGUACAUGCAGUUUUCACCCUUUUUUUUCUUCUUCAUCAUUUUUCUAUUAGGCCUUGUUUAGUUGGCAAAAUUUUGGUUUUUUGGCUA
Molecule: messenger RNA, 2317 nt
Organism: Sorghum bicolor (sorghum)
Lineage: Eukaryota; Viridiplantae; Streptophyta; Magnoliopsida; Poales; Poaceae
Product: probable auxin efflux carrier component 3b
Exons: 6
Coding region: 268-2070 (600 amino acids)
Biological process (GO): auxin export across the plasma membrane; auxin polar transport
Cellular component (GO): endoplasmic reticulum; plasma membrane
Molecular function (GO): auxin efflux transmembrane transporter activity
Source: RefSeq, a predicted model, not a curated record